Molecule: messenger RNA, 1191 nt
Organism: Babesia sp. Xinjiang
Lineage: Eukaryota; Apicomplexa; Aconoidasida; Piroplasmida; Babesiidae
Product: Zinc finger CCCH domain-containing protein 37
Exons: 2
Coding region: 1-1191 (396 amino acids)
Molecular function (GO): metal ion binding
Source: RefSeq, a predicted model, not a curated record
AUGUCCAACGCCUCUUAUCGCGGCCGCGGAGGAAGACGAGCGGGAAACCGCACACAGGAAGGGAGUCUGUAUGCAGAUGUUGCGAAGGGUGAAUUUAAGACCCAGUGUACCGCAGGCGGUACCGUAAUUGUAACCUCUGUGUCAAACGGUUCCGGUAACGCGCAGCUUCCUAAAGGCGGACGUAAACAACAACAGGCGAAUCAGGAUAACGGCGGAUCAAAACAAUCAUUUAAGAGUCAUCGAGUGUUAAAUGAAGAAGAACUUGCGACAUUUCGUACCUCUUUUUGCACGAAUCAUCACCAGAACAAAUGUCCCAAUAGCGAUUCAUGUGAGAAGAGUCACUGUCUUACAUGGCAGCGUAGGAAUCCAUAUGAAAUAUCGUAUUGUCCGCAACUCUGUCCGGAGAUACAGUUUGUGAAAAAGUCGCGCAAGAUGGUUCUGUAUCGGCGUUGCACUCGCGGUAAAAACUGCAACUUCGCACAUUCUAAGGAGGAGGAGCUUUAUCAUCCUCUGGUUUACAAGACGAAACAAUGUUCUGCGCACCCAAAGUGCUCUCGAUACUUCUGCCCUUUCGUCCAUGCUCCCUCGGAGACACGUGAUGUAAGUGAAUUGAAAUUGACAGGUUUGGAUCUAACCAGCGGAUGUCAACUCCAGGCUGAUAAAGAACAGGAACCCGAAUCACCUCCUGAACUUGCAGAACCUGUUGAAGGGCGGCGAUACGAAGACGUGGUGGAGGCGCUGAAAACGGAUGACGACGCAGCGUCGGGGAUGUGGUAUGAGCCUCCAAGCCUCUCCGCAAUUUGCGGCUACGAUGACGUCACGUUUAAAAAUCUAUACGGUUAUGGAUGCCCUGGGUUUGCGCAGGUUCCCACGGACGACUACUCGGCCGGCUUUGAUUUGCAAAAUUGUGUUACGUGGCAGACACUUUCGCCCGCCAACCACUUUGAGGGGCCUCUAAUGGAACAGUUCGUUGAUCCAACCAGGUACGGCAUUGGUACCGAGUUCGAUAGCAUGGGGGGAUCUCAGCAGUUCACUGAGGGUUUAGAGGGUCAAUUUGUCCACCUAGUCGACACUGACCUCGAGGAACAGUUCGGCGCUUUUUCUCUGCGGAAGGGGCAUGAGGAACCUUUGGAUAGCUACCCGCUGAACGACAUACUAGUGAAUUUCAUGAACGACAUGGGCGACAAAUAA